AUGAAAUGCUGCAAAGUGCCCUCCCACCUAUGGGCAUGUCGGGCUGCUUUCGUAGUGAAUGUUGAAUGCAUAAGCUGGGGCCAGGGCACCUCCAAGCGGGGCGUCACUGAUUGGUUCAGCGUUUUUGCGAGUUGGAUGAUAUCUGCGUUCCCCCGCGCCAACAUCACCGCUCGUAACGGCUGCACCCCGGGUGUUCCCACGCCGUACAUGAUCAUGUGCUUGGAGCUGUCCGUGGAUCCAGAUGUGGAUCUCGUGUUCAUGGAGUACACGCUCAAUAGGCGCUUUUACGAGACCACAGAAGACGCGCAAGGUGCGCUCUCACAGUAUUAUGACGUACAGUACCUGUCGCUGCGUACGGCACUGUACCGCCUGGCCGUAUUCAAGAGCACGCCGAACUUCUUAUGGGAGGACGCCUAUGUGGACGUCCACCCGGGGGAUCACGGCCAUAAGAUCAUGGCUGAUCUUGCCGUACAUCUGAUCCAGCGAGUGACUCUGGGAUUGUUGAUGGAGCCGUACAGUUCUGCCGAUGCCGAGGCCGCCAACGAGCAACUUCCGGAGCCCAUGUACUUGGGCAACACUGCCCCCAGCAGCCCCAUGUGUCUGGUGGGAGCCGCAUUCAGGCGCCUGGUGGUCUCCUCCUCGGGUUUCACCUACGUGAACGAGGGCACCGCUGUGAAGCCCAAGCCCGGCUACGUGGCCACCGAGCCCGGCAGCCGGCUGCAGCUGGCGGUGAACACGGACCGCUCGGCGGUGGGCAGUCCGGCGGGGGAGAAGGUGCACGUGUACGUGCACCACCUGAGGAGCUACGAACACAUGGGGGUGGCGGAAGUGAGCUGCGUAUCCGGUUGCAGCUGUGACCCGGUUGAGAUUGAUGCCCACAUCAAAGAGAGGGUGUCCCAAGUGUAUAUGUCUCGGCUGGUGGUAUCACAGUCCCGGGAAUGUGUCCUUGAAGUCAAGGUAACCGACAAGACAAGCAGCGGCGAGCACAAAUUCAAGGUUUCGGGUCUCGUGCUGGCUGAGAAGGCGGGUGGGAGCGACAUCAUGGAGCGGCUGGGCGGUGACAACCAGCCGUUCGGGCUUCGGCAGCACAACGGCGAUGCGACCCAGGUGGUGUUGACCAAGGCUGGCCGCACAGGCGGGGACGGACAACCAGAGCACUGA
Molecule: messenger RNA, 1161 nt
Organism: Volvox carteri f. nagariensis
Lineage: Eukaryota; Viridiplantae; Chlorophyta; Chlorophyceae; Chlamydomonadales; Volvocaceae
Exons: 13
Coding region: 1-1161 (386 amino acids)
Source: RefSeq, a predicted model, not a curated record